GGUCAGUGGAAGAAAGAGCGCAACAGCUGGGUUUUUAUAAAAUCGUGUUGUAUGUACAUGUGAGUUAAUAUGCCUAUUAACUGCAAGUCCCAAUGCGGCAAUCGUGCUGCUUUAAAGCGCCCAAAAACAGGCGACGCCCUGUGCAAGGAAUGCUUCUUUGCCGCCUUCGAAGCGGAGAUCCAUCACACGAUCUCUUCCAGCAAUUUGUUCAGGCGCGGCGAGAAGGUGGCCGUGGCUGCCAGUGGUGGCAAGGAUUCCACUGUACUGGCGCAUGUCUUGAAGCUGCUAAAUGAACGCCAUGAUUAUGGCCUGCAACUGGUGCUCCUUUCCAUCGACGAGGGCAUUACUGGCUAUCGAGACGACAGUUUGGAGACGGUUAAACAGAACCGCGACGACUAUCAGAUGCCCUUGAAGAUUCUGUCCUACGAGGAGCUCUACGGCUGGACUAUGGACCGCAUUGUCGGGCAAAUCGGUCGUUCCAACAACUGCACCUUUUGCGGGGUCUUCCGUCGACAGGCCUUGGAUCGUGGGGCCAAAUUGCUAGGCGUGGACAGCAUAGCCACUGGCCACAAUGCCGAUGAUAUUGCGGAGACGGUACUAAUGAACGUGCUCCGAGGAGACACGGCUCGUCUGCGUCGCUGCACAGAUAUCCGGACUGGCGGGGGUGAAGACUCUAUCCCACGUGUGAAACCCCUAAAAUACAGCUACGAGAAGGAGAUCGUCAUGUAUGCGCACUACAAAAAGCUUGUUUACUUCUCCACGGAGUGCGUAUUCGCUCCCAAUGCAUAUCGCGGACAUGCCCGAGCCUUUCUUAAGGAUCUGGAGAAGGUGCGGCCCUCAGUUAUCAUGGACAUCAUCUACUCUGGCGAGCAGCUACGUUUCAAGGACACCGUAAAGAAACCUGUGCGCGGCAUAUGCACUCGCUGCGGCUUCGUCUCCUCACAACAACCCUGCAAGGCAUGCGUCCUCCUUGAAGGAUUGAAUAGAGGAUUGCCUAAGCUGGGGAUAGGCAAAAAGUCCAAGGGCGAACGAAUGAUUGCCAAGCAAGACCAGGAACUGGCCCUUCGGGAGCGUGCAAAUUUAGUAAAAAACGAUUUUUAACAUUUCAAAA
Molecule: messenger RNA, 1111 nt
Organism: Drosophila ficusphila
Lineage: Eukaryota; Metazoa; Arthropoda; Insecta; Diptera; Drosophilidae
Gene: Ctu1
Product: cytoplasmic tRNA 2-thiolation protein 1
Exons: 3
Coding region: 70-1101 (343 amino acids)
Biological process (GO): tRNA wobble position uridine thiolation
Cellular component (GO): cytosolic tRNA wobble base thiouridylase complex; mitochondrion
Molecular function (GO): tRNA binding
Source: RefSeq, a predicted model, not a curated record